GAGCUGAUAGUCUGGACACUGGAGAUAUCACAGAGGAGGGGAGAGGCAUGAAGACACGCUCAUAGAGCUGGAGCAGUGUCGAGUAGUCACGGUGUGUUUAUGGGUGACAAAAUGGCCAUGUCUGAACAGCCAGAAACCCAGGGAGGCUGUUCCUCCAAGUCGUUCAAGCUGUACUCCCCCAAGGAGCCUCCCAACGGUAGCACUUUCCCCCCUUUCCAUCCCGGCACCAUGCUGGACAGAGACGUGGGUCCAACCCCAAUGUAUCCUCCCACAUACCUGGAACCAGGCAUUGGGAGGCAUACACCAUAUGGCAACCAGACAGACUACAGAAUAUUUGAACUAAACAAACGGCUACAGAACUGGACAGAGGAGUGUGAUAACCUCUGGUGGGAUGCAUUUACUACAGAGUUUUUUGAAGAUGACGCCAUGUUGACCAUUACUUUCUGUCUGGAGGAUGGGCCCAAGCGCUAUACGAUUGGUCGUACGUUGAUUCCAAGGUACUUCCGGAGUAUAUUUGAGGGUGGUGCCACUGAACUCUACUACGUGCUGAAACAUCCCAAGGAGUCAUUCCACAACAACUUUGUCUCCCUUGACUGUGAUCAGUGCACCAUGGUCUCCCAAAAUGGAAAGCCAAUGUUCACACAAGUGUGUGUGGAGGGACGAUUGUACUUGGAGUUCAUGUUUGAUGACAUGAUGAGGAUAAAAACGUGGCACUUCAGCAUCAGACAACACCGUGAACUCAUCCCUCGCAGUAUACUGGCCAUGCAUGCCCAGGACCCACAGAUGCUGGACCAGCUGUCCAAAAACAUUACAAGAUGUGGCUUGUCAAACUCUACUCUAAACUACCUCCGACUUUGUGUGAUUCUGGAGCCGAUGCAAGAGCUGAUGUCCCGACACAAGACGUACAGCCUCAGCCCCAGAGACUGCCUCAAGACCUGCCUCUUCCAGAAAUGGCAACGGAUGGUGGCACCGCCAGCCGAACCAUCGAGACAGGCGCCAAGCAAGCGACGGAAGCGUAAGAUGUCAGGUGGCAGCACCAUUAGCGGAGGAGGAGGAACUAAUAACAACAAUAAUAACAAAAAGAAGAGUCCCGGCAGUGGAUUCCCACUGUCCAGCCAGGUUCCAGAUGUGAUGGUGGUGGGAGAGCCCACGCUGAUGGGAGGGGAGUUUGGCGACGAGGACGAGCGUUUGAUCACGCGGCUGGAGAACACGCAGUUUGACGCGGCCAACGGCAUCGACGACGAGGACAGCUUCAACAACUCCCCAGCUUUGGGAUCCAACUCGCCGUGGAACAACAAAGCGCCCUCCAGCCAGGAGAGCAAGAGCGACAACCCCACCUCGCAGGCAUCGCAAUAGAGUCGGGGGGGGGGGGGGGCGCCCACACUCCGCACCACAGAUCCCUCGCUCCAUUUUCCUCCCACCCUCCGACCCCCAAGCCAAAAGUCAUGAGAGUAACAGCUUGCUCACCAGCCCCCGACAUGCAUUCAGAGCUCAGACUCUUCAAACACACGUCGCCUGACGGAGAUCAGUUUGACCUCCUGCCAGCUCCACGGAUCCACAGGAAGUAUCACAGGGCUUCCCCGAGUUAAAGGCACUGUGGCCGCCGUCUGGUCUUUUCCUGUGUUUCACACUCAAAAUGUCCUGUCUCCUAAGUGACUUGGCAAUUAAGAUGAAGACGUAGGAAUUGAAUCCAGGCGAGAAGUGUGCACCCUAAACAAGCCAGGCUAAACUCCACAACGCGACAUAGCAAGCAAUGUGGCUCGGCUCCAGUGGCAAGUUGCUUAGGGACAGCUUGUCCACCCAGCCUCUAAAGCGACUCUCUAUUCUUGGCUGCUCUGAUGAAUCAAGUCACUAGAAAACUUUGGUAAUUUGUGUGCGCUUGUGUAUGUGUGUGUGUGUGUGUGUGCGCUCGAGCAAAGGGUGACCGUAGAGAAAGUAGCAACCCAAACACGUCUAUGGCUUGGUCAAAUGAAGCAAACCAGAAUUUAGAAUCGUUGAAAAUGAUCAGAGUUUUUUUUCCACUCAUGUCUGGGUCUACUCGCGCUAAACACACUCACGUGUGUGCCCGCACGCACGCACCACUAACGGAAGGCGUUUGAGUCCCUCGGUGCACGAGCCAUCUCUGAGUAAACGACAGUGUAAGCAGUUCUCUUCAGCAGAGAACAUACCUACAUCAACAUACACACUUACACAUUUUAAGAGGUUUUAUACAGUAUAUAUUUCCCUAGAAUGUUUUUUUAAUUUGUAUUAAACAUCUUAAUUUCAUUUGUUACUUUUUUUUUUUAACCUAUACUGAAAAGCUACAGACCAAGGAGCAACACAGGACUUUUAUUCUUCCCCUAAAAUAUAUUGUUUUUAACUUUUGUGUUUAUAAAAGAAAAAUUAUUUAGUGUGGAUGUUUUAUUUUGUCUUUCUGUUCCUUUUUUGAAAUUUUGUGUAUUUGUGCUUGUAUAUUUAAGGUAGUAGCAAAGUUCUGUCUGACUGUAAUAAGAUGUAUUCUUACUUAGAUAUACCUAAAGCCAUCCCGAUCUAAUGUAAAGAAACAAAAAUAGGAAAAAUGAGGAAAAAGAACUUGGACCCUCUAUCUUCCCCUCCCGGCUCUAUCUUCCUCUUUUUUUUGUAUUUUUAAAGGGUAGUGUAAAUUGAAAUUACCAAAACGUGGGGGUACAAUGGCACCAUAGGAGGUUUUCCUGUGUCUGUCUCAUUUGUCUUCUGUAUUUAUUUAGAAAAUGUCAGAAAUUCACUUUCAUGUCUGCAUAUAUUUUUUCCCCCACCGCUACAUUUGCCACAAAUUUACGUAUUGCUACUUUAAACCUAAUCUUUUUUUUUUACCACCAACUUUCACACUAAUCACUGGCUUGAAAAAUGUUUUUGUCAAUUAUUUUCAAGAUAACGUCACAUUUUUCAUGAGUGACAGCCACCCAAACUUUUUCCAAAACCGAUCCACUCAAAUGUAUUUGGUCGCAGUGGAGUCUGUCAAUUGGGUUUAUGGCUGAAAGGUCAGAGUUCAUCAAGCAGUCCUGCUGUUUUGGGUUUAGCCCCGCUGGGAUACGUCAUGAUCACAAGUGACAUGGAAUUUUCUGACUCUUUGUACAUUUCUAUUUUGUUUAAAAGUUCACAUUUAAAAUUGAGUUUGAAUGGUGAGUUGUACCUUCCGCAAACCCUGUAGAGUCAUUGUUUGAUAUCUAUUUUUAUUUUUAUUUUUUGGUUAGUUUCUGCCCUUGCUAAUUAAUGUAUGGUACCAAUAAAAAAAGAUACAUUUUCACUUUAA
Messenger RNA from Doryrhamphus excisus (bluestripe pipefish), 3271 nucleotides. RefSeq names its product LIM-domain binding 1b (gene ldb1b). The record is from RefSeq and is a predicted model, not a curated record. NCBI's taxonomy places the organism in Eukaryota, Metazoa, Chordata, Actinopteri, Syngnathiformes, Syngnathidae.